AUGGACUCUCUCUCUCUCUCCCGGAGAGAAAGUAAGCACCUGUUAAUGUUAGAUCCAUCUGUACAAAUGUAUGAAGAAUUCAUGUGUAAAUUCGCAAUACAAACAUUUGCACUCUUUUGUCUCACACUUCGUAAGGUCUUAGAAGGUACCAUGCGGUCCAGUGAACCGCGGCAUCACCAGCGGAAGCGGGCGCGUGAGGGCGAGGUAGGCACUGAAUCGGGGGAUGUUGAGCUUCCGCCGCAGUUGCCGCAGGAAAAAAAAGGCUCCGCGUGUCAAUCUCCUCCGCAUAGUCGUGCGCCUCCUUCGCCGGAGAAACGUACCAAUAGUUGUGCCGGUGAAGGCGACAGUGACUGCGUCUUUGUGCCUGCACCGAGCACCUCCUGCGGUGGUGGUACUAGUGGUGGUGGUGGGCCGCACCAGGAGCGGAAGCUGAAGCAGGCGACACUUGUCUCGUUUGGACUUAUCAACGACGCCUCGCUCUUCAGAAAAGAGAUUGCGGACAGGGACGCACAAAUCGACGAGUUGCGGGAGCGAUUGUCGUCGAUGGAGUCGAGAGUGGCGGAGGCGGAGAGCGCACUUGCUGCGAGCGAGGCGCAGUUGAGCCAGGUGGCAUUGCGCGCGGAGCAUUACCAACGCGUUCUGCGGGAGGAGAUGUUACGAACGGCGCGGCAGGCUAAAAGCGAUGCGCGACGGGCGCUGCACCAGAAGCACUUUGAGCUUGGCCAGAUUGCGAUGUGGCACAGUAGCGGUCGCGAGGUGUGGGUGGAGGGCAACAGACCGAAGGAGCUCAUCAUGCAGCUGGAGGAGUUGUCGUCGCGCCGCGAUGAGGUGGAGGAACUGAAGAAGGCGGCGGAGAAACGCGUCCGGCAGCUUUUGCGCAGCAGUGACGAGGAUUCCAUGACGCCUGAAUUACAGAACGCACUGAUGGAGUCGCAGGAGGCGAUGCAACUUUACACCUCGGAGUUUGCCGCGCUGGGAAGCAGCAUCCAGGCGGUGAAGCAGCGGCAGCUGGAGCUGGACCACGAGAAGAAGGCAUUUUUGAAGGAGAUACGCCGCGUCAGCGACGAGGACGCCUCCGAGUUCAUGGCAGUGCUGGCCAUUGGGCAGGGGCAGCGGUAUGUGCUGAUGCAACUGCUCGGCAAAGGCGGCUUCUCGGAGGUGUGGAAGGCGUUUGACCUGCAGGACGCGCGUUACGUGGCGUGCAAGAUCCACCGCGUGCAACGCGAGUGGUCUGCGCAGACGCGUCUUCACUAUCGCCGCCACGCCGACCGUGAGCUGGCGAUUAUGCGGACACUGCAGCACCCGCACCUCACACGACUUUACGACGAGUUUGAACACGGCGAGGCGAUGUUUGUAUCCGUCAUGGAGUACAGCCAGGGGGCGGACCUCGACACGCACCUCAAGCGGUACGGAUGCAUGCGCGAGAUGGAGGCGCGGUUGAUCUUGCUACAAGUCGUGAGCGCCCUCCGAUACCUGGCGGCGCAGGAGCAGCCGAUUAUUCACUACGACCUCAAGCCGGCAAACAUUUUGUUUCACUCAAGCAAUGCAAGCAGCCUUGAGAUCAAGAUCACUGACUUUGGCCUGAGCAAGUUGAUUCAGAGUCGUGAUGGGCCGCACGACAACCCGACGAUCGAGCUCACGUCGCAGGGCACAGGCACGUACUGGUACUUGCCACCGGAGUGUUUUGAUACCGUUGCCACCCCCCGCAUUAGCAACAAAGUGGAUGUGUGGUCCUGUGGCAUCAUUUUUUACCAGAUGCUCUUUGGCAGACGCCCAUUUGCCGAGGGUGAGUCGCAGCGGCGUAUAUGGCAGGACAAACUCAUUGUCUCCUCUGCCCGCACGCUGCGCUUUCCUGACACACCGCGGGUGUCGCAAGAGGCGAAGGAUCUCAUACAAAAGUGUCUUGAGUACCACCCCUCGGACCGCUACGAUGUCCACCAGCUCAGCCAGGACCCUUACCUGCAGCGCACAUCACGGCGAUCGACACGCUCGGAACGGCCGUCAUCGUCGUUGCUUCCACCGUCGUUACCAUCGUCGGCGUUGGCACCAACUUCCGUGGCGGAGGGGAAGGGGGAUGCCGUCAC
This is a messenger RNA of Trypanosoma cruzi, 2084 nucleotides long. RefSeq names its product protein kinase, putative. The transcript has a single exon. NCBI's taxonomy places the organism in Eukaryota, Euglenozoa, Kinetoplastea, Trypanosomatida, Trypanosomatidae. Gene Ontology annotation, molecular function: protein serine/threonine kinase activity; ATP binding. Gene Ontology annotation, biological process: peptidyl-serine phosphorylation; chromosome segregation; intracellular signal transduction. Gene Ontology annotation, cellular component: nucleus. The record is from RefSeq and is a predicted model, not a curated record. The annotation marks the transcript as partial.